This is a messenger RNA of Euleptes europaea (tarantolino), 2338 nucleotides long. It is a transcript of the gene CHPF, whose product is annotated as chondroitin polymerizing factor. Lineage: Eukaryota; Metazoa; Chordata; Lepidosauria; Squamata; Sphaerodactylidae. Bases 1 to 2328 code for a protein of 775 amino acids. The record is from RefSeq and is a predicted model, not a curated record. Gene Ontology annotation, cellular component: Golgi cisterna membrane. Gene Ontology annotation, molecular function: glucuronosyl-N-acetylgalactosaminyl-proteoglycan 4-beta-N-acetylgalactosaminyltransferase activity. The transcript is spliced from 4 exons.
AUGCGGUUCUCGUUGGUGGUGUCGCUUCUGCGGCCCGUGGGGCCCGUGGUGGUUGGGGUGUCGCUGGGCUUCACGCUCAGCCUGCUCAGCGUGACCUGGGUGGAGGAGCCGUGCGGGCCCAGCCGGGUCAGCCUGCGAGAUGGGGGCCUGGCGCCGCGGCGGCAGCAGCAGCAGCAAGGCGGCCAGGGCAAUGCUGCCCGCAAGCCCAAUUCUGUGCCUGGGGGAUUGGGCGUGGAGCCUGAACAGAAUUGGGAGCCCCGUGUCCUGCCCUACAAGCCUCCAAACCCAGGCAAGGCUGCCAAGAAAGCCAUCAGGACUCGCUAUAUCAGCACAGAACUUGGCAUGCGCCAGCGCCUCUUUGUUGGUGUGUUGACCUCAAAGAAUACAUUGCACUCUCUGGCUGUGGCAGUGAAUCGCACAUUGGGCCACCGGUUGGAGCGUCUAGUCUAUUUCACAGGCACCCGGGGGCGCAAAGUACCACAUGGCAUGAUGGUAGUGACACAUGGUGACGAGAGGCCCAUCUGGAACAUGUACCAAACAGUCAAGUACGUGCUGGACCAUUAUGUGGCUGACUUCGACUGGGUUUUCCUGGUGCAGGAUGACACCUACACGGAGGCACAUCGUAUCAACCGCUUGGCCUCUCAUCUCAGCAUUGAUACUCUUCUCUACAUGGGUCGGCCCGAGGAGUUCAUUGGUGGGGACACUCAAGGACGAUACUGCUAUGGGGGCUUUGGCUACCUGCUCUCCCGGGCCCUUCUGCUGCGCUUGCAGCCUCAUUUGGAAAGCUGCCGAAAUGACAUCCUGAGUGCCCGGCCUGAUGAGUGGUUGGGGCGCUGCAUCAUUGACUACACAGGAGUUGACUGUGUGGCGGAGCAUGAGGGCCUUCGUUACCACUAUUUUGAGCUUGGAAAGAACACAGAUCCUGAGAAGGAGAGUGACCCACAGUUCGAUGUUGCAUUCACAGUACACCCAGUGUUGGACCCUGUGCAGAUAUACCGGCUACACAGACAUUUUGCCAAUGUGGAACUGGAACGCACUUACCAGGAAAUACAGCAGCUUCAGCUGGAGAUUCAAAAUACCAGCAGUCUCUCUGCAGACGGUGCAUUGAGUGCCACAUGGCCCGUUGGCAUUGCACCCCUUUUCCAACCAAAGACUCGUUUUGAGGUGCUGCGCUGGGAUUACUUUACUGAAGAGGCAGCCUUUGCCUGUGUGGAUGGUGCUCCAAAGUGUGAGCUCCAAGGAGCAGAUGCAGCUGACGUGGCAGAUGUGGUUGCUGCAGCUGUAGAAGAGCUGAACCACCGAUACCAGCCAGUGCUACACGUGCGCAAGCAACAGUUGCUGAAUGGGUACCGCCGCUUUGACCCUACACGAGGCAUGGAGUACACUCUGGACCUACAGCUGGAGAUGGUGACUCAAAAAGGGUACAGCCAUUCACUGGCCAAGAGGGUGCAUCUUCUGCGCCCACUCAGUGAGGUUGAGAUCAUUCCUAUGCCCUACGUCACUGAGGCUAGCCGAGUUAAUGUCAUCCUUCCACUAACUGCCCCAGAACGGGACUAUGCUGCACGCUUUCUAGAGGUCUAUGCUGCAGCAGCCUUUGAAAAUGCUGAGAAUGCCGUGCUCACCUUCCUUUUCAUCUACGAUCCCUUUGAGGCUCAGCAGGUGUCUCAGAAUGAUGUCUUUGGGGCAGUGAAAGCACGAAUUGCAGAAUAUGAACGACGGUAUACUCAAGUGAAGAUCCCUUGGAUCAGUGUCAAGACAGAUGCACCUUCCCAGAUUAAGGUUAUGGACAUCAUCUCCAAGAAGCACCCUGUAGACACGCUCUUCUUUGUGGCUGGUGUAAGCACGGAGGUCACAACAGAGUUCCUCAACCGCUGCCGCAUGAACACCAUCAAUAGCUGGCAGGUCUUCUUCCCCAUCCACUUUCAGGGUUACAAUCCCACUAUUGCUUUCCACAAUCAACCCUCACCUCUUUCUAGCCUGGAUCUGGUACGUGAUGCUGGCCACUUUGACCGUGAUGCUUUCAAUGAAGCUUGCUUCUACAAUGCGGACUACAUGGCAGCCCGCACACGCAUGGCAUCUGACGUGCAGGACAAUGAGGAUAUCUUGGAGACCGUGGACAUCUAUGACCUGUUUGUCAAGUAUUCUAACUUGCACGUCUUCCGUGCUGUAGAACCUGCCCUCCUCCAGCAGUACAGGCCACACAGUUGCAACCCCCGGCUUAGUGAGGAGCAGUAUCACCGUUGUGUGCAGAGCAGCUUGGAGGGCCUGGGUUCCCGUGCCCAGCUGGCCAUGGUGCUGUUUGAGCAGGAACAAGGCAAUAGCACGUGAGCCUUGGGGC